Molecule: messenger RNA, 2383 nt
Organism: Pseudoliparis swirei
Lineage: Eukaryota; Metazoa; Chordata; Actinopteri; Perciformes; Liparidae
Gene: tbx16
Product: T-box transcription factor 16
Exons: 10
Coding region: 590-1975 (461 amino acids)
Biological process (GO): positive regulation of DNA-templated transcription; pattern specification process; cell fate specification
Cellular component (GO): nucleus
Molecular function (GO): DNA-binding transcription factor activity, RNA polymerase II-specific; RNA polymerase II cis-regulatory region sequence-specific DNA binding
Source: RefSeq, a predicted model, not a curated record
AAUAUUUCAGUUGAUUUGUAAUGAAUCCAGAAUGCAUGACAUUUUUGUUUUUUUAAUUGCAUUACAGAAAAUAAAGAACUUCAUCACAAUAUUCUAAUUUUCUGAGAGUCCUGUAUGUUGUAUAUAUAUAUAUAUUUUAUUUUAUAUUUUGCUUUGUAUGCUUCUAUAUCUUUCAUCCCUGUUUUUUAUAUUUUAUUUUUUAUUCUUGUGUGUUUGGUUUAUUGGUGCUGCUACUGCUAUGACAAAUGUCCCCUUGGGGAUUAAUAAAGUAUAUAUCUAUCUAUCUAUUCUCAGGCUCAUUGGAGGCCGACUUGGCCUCGUGGUGCUAACUGGCCUCCACACAAGGCUUCCUCCACAUGCAGAAACUAGCCAGGGAAACCAGCCUAAUGAGAUUAUCUAUCAGAGGUGGGCCUGUCUAGACACCCCAAUACACAACCCACCCCCCACCUCCACAGAGGACGCCCCCAGGAGAUCAAGGAGAGCAGAGCUGAAGAGCCACUUGGAUAUCACGGAUACUCGGAUUGCUCAUUGGCCCCUCGGUGCAUGAAGCCUUUUCAAGCUCCUCCUGUGCUCCUGCUGAACCUCGACAAUGCAGUCCAUCAGAGAUUUAAAGCCAAACUUCAGCGUCCCUCCUCCCUCCUCCAUGGCCGCGGGCCCCGAUGCCUAUCUCCAGGGCAACAUCAGGAUGACGAUGGAGGACCCUGAACUCUGGAAGAACUUUUGUGAAAUAGGAACCGAGAUGAUUAUCACCAAACCGGGCAGGAGGAUGUUUCCACACUCUAAGAUUAAUCUGUCGGGCCUUAUUCCAUGUGCCAAGUACAUCCUACUGGUUGACAUGGUCCCUGAAGAUGGUUUCAGAUACAAGUGGAAUAAAGAGAAAUGGGAGGUGGCAGGAAAAGCGGAGCCCCAGCCUCCGUGCCGGACCUACCUCCAUCCCGAAUCUCCGGCCCCGGGGAGCCACUGGAUGAAGCAGUCCAUCUCCUUCCUCAAGCUCAAGCUCACCAACAAUACGCUGGACCAGCACGGCCAUAUCAUUUUGCACUCCAUGCAUCGCUACCACCCGCGCUUCCACAUCGUCCAGGCGGACGACCUGUUCAGCGUCCGCUGGAGCGUUUUCCAGACCUUCACCUUCCCCGAGACGUCCUUCACGGCAGUUACGGCGUACCAGAACACCAAGAUUACAAAGCUGAAGAUCGAUCACAACCCGUUUGCGAAAGGUUUCCGGGAUGAAGGCACGAAUAAGAAAAGGCGCUCAAACAAGAACCCCGUCUGCCCGGACAAACGAUCCAAGACGUCAGAGGACAGUCCAGCAGAUUUCUGCCGCUCGUCGUAUGAGGGCUACGACGGCGAGGGAGGAGACCCGCCCAAAAGGAAAGAGGCCGAUGGCGUCAAAGAGGAGCGUUACUCCCCGUGGGCGGCGGAGCGGGAGCCCGGCGGGAGGACCGGAUCCCCCGCCGGGGCCGACCCCGACCCCAGGGACGUGUACAACGCGGAGCAGCUGGUUCCCGCUCCGGCUUCCUACCAGCCGUACAGGUUCCAGGAGUACGGGAAGUCUCCCUCCCCCUCCUCCAGCGUCGGCAGCAGCAGCCACGGCGGGUCAGGACGCGGCGGCUUCGAGUCCAGAGUCCCCGACGUCGCCACCGUCCCCGAUCACGACCCCUCAAAGCCCCGCGCGCAUGAGGCGGGCCCUUCGGCUUGCGGCCCCCAGCCCCUCGCCGGCCCCCAGGACUACACCGGGGUCCUCAACAUGACCAUGGCCCAGGCCGGCAAGCCGGGGGUGAUCAGCCACCACAUUUACAGCCCGUACGGCGCCGAGCAGCCCCUCCCCCAGUGGAGCGGCCCCGGUCCGGCCCAGUACCCCCCCCCUCAUCACCUGACCGCCGACUACGCCGCGCAAGCCGUGCACCACGGCUAUCACCAUGGCAACGUGGCUGAGUGGAGCCAGUACCCGCUGUUCUCCUACUCCUGCUGGUGAAGGGAUCGUCAACGAUAACUGAUUUUGACCGGCGCCGCCGCCGUCCGGCCCGGGAUGCCGGCGCCGUGCUCACGGCGAUGAGAUUGCAUGCCGAGACGAGGCUCGGGGGCCAGAGGCCCGCGGCAACGAUGGAAGAACUGGAAGACGAGAAGAAGUGUCGCCGCCUUCUGCUCAGAGCGGCACGACUCCGACUCCAGUGACGCCGACCGAAGCCAAAGUGUGCGACGCCGCGCUGUGUUACUGUGCUGUUGUAGAAUUGUCUAUUUAUUUUGUAUUUCAUCUCAUCUCCAAGUUUAAAUAUUAUUUUUGUAAAAAUAAAAUUAAAGAGUAAAACUUAAGUGUGCAAUGUGUGUCCGUCUUCAAAUGGUGAUGUGAUCUGAAAAAUUAAAAAAACAAACAUUCAAGUGA